CUGUACUUGGGAUUUUAUUACCUGGUUUUAUAAAAUUUACAAGCAACUAACUUACUUGAUGCUAAUUCGGUUGGAUAGGACUUUCCAAAUCUUAAAAGGUGAUGGUCCUAGUGCCUUUACCAUGCAGAUCCAACAUACCAACCUCAGGAAACUCUUCCCAUAGGAAAUUGGUGCCUUAGCAACUGUCACCAUAACAACCGUCACCAUAGCAACUGUCUCCAUAGCAACAGGUCGUCAUAGCAACCAUCAGCAUGAAUCGAUCCAACAACCUCAACGCCAUGUCGUCGCCGGAGAAGGUAGACAUAUCGUUGGUGAGUUACGACGAACAAGGGCUACAACUGCCGGCGCAGGGGUCGCUCAGCAAUAACACGACAUUUGAGGAGGCCGCGUCAACGCUACCGCUUGCGCCGACAUCGCAGAAACGGUCGAGAUGGCGGCUGGGUCUACCGCACGAACCGACAAUCAAGUCGUUUAUACUGUUCCUCUGCUUGCUCAUCCUCGCUCAGGGAAUUCUGGUCUCCGGGUACAUAAACAGCGUCGUGACCACGAUAGAAAAGAGAUUCGAACUCCAGAGCACGUCAGCCGGCCUGAUCGUGAGCGGGUACGAGAUCGGGAGCCUCAUCGCCGUGUCGUUCGUCAGCUACUUUGGCGGGAAGUCGCACCGACCGAAGAUCAUUGCGUGGGGGAGCAUCGUGACAGCGAUCGGCUCGUUCAUCUGCGCGCUGCCGCACUUCAUGUCCACACAGUACCGCGUCACGCUCACGCAUAACUACUCGGACGGAAACUUGUGCAAUAACGGGAAGUGGGCGGAUAAUCACACAUCGGCGGAACCGGCGGAGGACGGGGAGGUUUGUCGCGACAAGAUGGAGAACUCGCUCUACAUCAUCCUGAUCUUCGCGGAAAUCCUGAUUGGGAUGGGCGCAACGCCGGUCCUCACGCUGGGCACGAGUUACAUCGACGAUCACGUGUCCAGGGAAAACUCCUCGCUGUACAUUGGAAUGCUAUACGCCACCGGUGCGCUCGCCCCCGCGCUCGGAUUUCUCCUGGGCUCCGUUUUCCUAAACAUCUACGUGGACAACACGACAGUCAACAUGGACCUACUCCAGAUCUCCCCCAGCGACCCUCGAUGGGUGGGCUGUUGGUGGGGAGGGUUCCUUCUCUGCGGCAGUUGUAUCCUGGUGCUCGCUCUCCCCAUCUUCGUGUUCCCGCGGUCCCUGGCCAAACCAGAGACGGCGGAACAGGGUAACGAGGUGUUGGAGUCGACAGCGAUCAGCGAAAGCGGCCUGGAGUUGUCGAAAAGGGAAAAGAUGGAACAGCUGGAAGAGCAGCUUCGAAGUCUGCCCCGUGCAGUAUGGAGACUGGUCACUAACGUCACCUUCGUCACCAUCUCUGUCGCCUGUGCCAUGGAGGUCUCCAUCGUCAGCGGCUUUCUCACCUUCCUCUCCAAGUUCAUCGAGCUGCAGUACGAGAAAACGGCCUCCAGUGCCAACAUUUUAACUGGUGUUGUGGCUGUUCCUGCGGCGUUUAUCGGGAUCUUCGGAGGCGGGUUCCUCAUGAAGAGGUUUAACAUCCAGCCCAAGGCGGCCGCAGCGCUCACCCUGCUCUGUAACUUCAUCUCCCUGCUCCUCAUCCUCACCCUGUUCCCAGUGGGAUGUGGCAAUCCCAGCAUUCCCGGCAUCACUGUGCCUUUCUACUCAGACAGUUCUUUAGUGGACGUGAAUCUCACCUCCAGUUGUAACCUGAACUGUGGCUGCACGUUUGAGGGGUUCGCUCCUGUCUGUUACCAGCCUGACCAGCUGACGUAUUUUUCACCCUGUCAAGCCGGCUGUACACAAAAAAGUCUGAUUCCUGGGACCAAAGUCAAUAAUUACACAGAGUGUAGCUGUUUGAGUGGGAGUGCAGGAGGCCCACAUGGACACAUCACGUCAGGGAAGUGCAGUUCUGACUGUAACAUGCUGCCAGUCUUCAUGCUUCUCCUCUUCAUCAUCGUUCUCAUCUCUACAACAUCACAGGUCCCCGCUCUCAUGGUCACCAUCAGGUCUGUAAGUGAGGAGGACAAGCCGUUUGCGUUGGGCCUGCAGAUUGUGUUCCUGCGAGCGCUGGGUUACCUCCCCGCUCCGAUCUACUACGGGCGCGUCAUCGACUCCACGUGUCUCCUGUGGCAGACAGAGUGUGACAGCCGAGGGCUCUGCUACGUGUACGACAACAUCAAAUACAGACAUUACUACAUCGGCCUGUGUGCAGGGUUGAAGGGGAUAGGCUUCCUCUUCUUCCUCACAGCCUGGGUCUUCUUCAGACCAAAACAAGAAGACUCUGACGAAAUCGCCGAUCACCAAAUUCCUGACGACAACAUCUCUACAAUAUCCGGUCACGUGGAACACCGCAAUGUAGCAGGUUUGAGGUCGUACAUGGCGGGUAUCGUGCAUUCCGUGGAGUCGCUGGACUCGGACUACAUGCAGCACCACGGGUCCAGGGCCGGGUCCCGCCGCAACAGCUGGCACCACGACAAUCACUAUGGCAACCACGACCACUACGACAUCACGUUCGGCCCCCGUCCGCGAAGGCUCACCUCGCCCCUGUCGAUGGACUCCAUGUUGCCUUCCGACCAGAGCAUGUUGUCAUUCGUCAGCUUUGAGAGUAACGUAUGAUGAGUGCACCAGUCAGUGCAAAACUUUUGGGGUGAAUAUGAUAAUCAGUUUGAGGGGGUCUCUACUUAAACAAUGAACAGAGGUAGCCACAGAUGCAUUAAUUUAGAGAUUCUUACCUUCUGACCAGAGCAUGUUGUCAUUCGUCAGCUUUGAGAGUAACGUAUGAUGAGUGCACCAGUCAAGGGAAAACUUUGGGGGAAAUAUGAUAAUCAGUUUGAGGGGGUCUCUACUUAAACAAUGAACAGAGGUAGCCACAGAUGCAUUAAUUUAAAGGUUCUAACCUUCUGACCAGAGCAAUGCUAUCAUUCGUCUGCUUUGAGAGUAACGAAUGAUGAGCGCAUCAGUCAGUGGAAAACUUUUGGGGUGAAUAUGAUAAUCAGUUUGAGGGGGUCUCUACUUAAACAAUGAACAGAGGUAGCCACAGAUGCAUUAGAGAUUAUAAAUUAAAUAAUAUUCUAACCUUUCGACCAGCAAUGCUGUCAUUGGUCAGCUUUUAGAGUAACGUAUGAUGGAGAAUGUGCUGUGCACCAGUCAAUGGAUAACUUUGGGGGAAUAAUAUGAUAAUUAGGUUGAGGGGGUCUCUACUUAAACAAUGAACAGGUAGCCACAGAUGCAUUAGAGAUUAUAAAUUUGGGUCUUGAAACCACUUUGUGUAGUUUUGAAGUGCUUGAAUGCAUGUUUUCAAAGGCCAUGCUGAAGAAAUUUAUUGUUUCUUGGUACGGAUUAUAUAUAUUCAAUAAGAAAGAAAAUUUCAACAAAAUUGCUAGUAUUUUUUAGCAUUCAGCAGUUGUCAACACAUUUCAUGAGUUAUUGCAGUUUAUCAUAAUGACGUUUUAUGACCAAGACAAAAAUUUACAUUUCUGUGGCUUCAGUUUCAAUAAUAUAUUCAGAAAAGUUUCAAAAAUCACAGUAUUAUCUUUCAGCUAUUCCAUGUACUUUUAGCUACAUCUAUUUGGGUACUUUGCAACUUAAGCUAACUUCUAAAAAGACUACUAUCAAAUUUUCCAAACUAAAAAUUAUAUAUUUAUUCAGAGCUUAGAAGUCUGAUAAUUUGUAAAUUAUCUGGUCUCAAAACAGGGGUUCUUUGAAACCAAAUAUAGUUAAAUCUUGUCUUACUUUGUGCAUGAUAUUUUACCUGUGCCACUCUUAUUAUGUAAAAGGACAAUUUGUGAAGCCAGUACAAAAAUAGGAUUCUUUGUCAAUCAUUUUAUUUUUCAGGGUAGAGACUCUGAUUUGGUAGAAUCAAAAAUUCUGAUUGCAGUCUGUUAAUUUUAAGAUAUCCGUUUAAAAGACAGAUCUUUUCAACUUUUAAUCAUUGGAUUUAGUUGAAAUUCAUGAUUUGUAAAUGAAAAGCUACCCUAAGGCCACACUGACUUAAUUUUAGGGAUCACAUCCUCUGAAAACCCCAAAACUAAUGCAAGCGGGUGAAAAAAAAAUUACAGCCA
This is a messenger RNA of Branchiostoma belcheri (Belcher's lancelet), 4093 nucleotides long. Its product is annotated as solute carrier organic anion transporter family member 5A1-like. The coding region runs from base 252 to 2648 and encodes 798 amino acids. Gene Ontology annotation, biological process: sodium-independent organic anion transport; transmembrane transport. Lineage: Eukaryota; Metazoa; Chordata; Leptocardii; Amphioxiformes; Branchiostomatidae. Gene Ontology annotation, molecular function: protein binding. The transcript is spliced from 10 exons. The record is from RefSeq and is a predicted model, not a curated record. Gene Ontology annotation, cellular component: membrane.